AUGGUAACAAAUACUCUGCAUACUGUCGUCCAAGCGUCGAUGAGAAACAACACUAGUGAAAUUAAUACAUGCUGUGUUUGUAAACCAGAUGUAAAGUGUGGGUGGCUUAAAAAUCUGCCUUUUCCUAGCCAAAGUGCUCAGAGACAUCAACGCCGUCAAAGUUUAUUGAUCAAAGAUUUCAAUGGUUAUAUGAGCGUUUGCCAACGGGCUGGUUGGGAACCGAAGAAAGGGUGUUCUUUAGUUGGUCAUGUGAUUGCAUUCCACGCCGCCAUAAAAUCUCACCUCAGGAACGUUCCCGUAAACACAAUUAUAAAAUUUGAGGAUGUUUUUCUGAAUAAAGGAAACGGAUAUGAUCCUAAAUCAGGUGUUUUUACGGCACCAGAGGACGGUGUUUACAACUUCGAGUGGACAUUUAUUUCAACCAGGAAAUCAAAAGUUUACGUAGAGGCAGUGGUAGACGGUGCACGGAAAGCAUCGACCUGUGUGAAUGAUCAACAAAGUUAUCAUGUUAGUACCUCAGGCCAUUUGCUUUAUGAAUUGAAGAAAGGAAACAAAGUCUGGAUCAGAACAUUUUAUGUGAAGGCUGCAUACAUGCACGCUGACAAGUACACAUAUUUUUCGGGUUACAAAAUAAGCUACUUCUAG
Molecule: messenger RNA, 645 nt
Organism: Saccostrea echinata
Lineage: Eukaryota; Metazoa; Mollusca; Bivalvia; Ostreida; Ostreidae
Product: complement C1q-like protein 2
Exons: 5
Coding region: 1-645 (214 amino acids)
Molecular function (GO): protein binding
Source: RefSeq, a predicted model, not a curated record